CACAUGCAGCCCCUCCUGUGAUGGAGUGGGAGCAGAUAGGGGGAGAUAAAGAAAGGAUGGAGUUGAAAAGGAGAUGGAGAGCGGGAUUACUAGUGUGACGGCGCUGGCAGAUGAGCGGCAGCACCGCGCUGAGGGAGGGAGAGGAGCUCUGGUGGGGGGGGGGGGGACGACCAACAAAUCAGUGCAACAGGAUGAGGACCUGCUAGUGCCCGGCCGGCCCGACCCCGCAGACCUGCCAUCUGUCCCGCUGUUCUCUCCGUGUUCCCGGCGCUCGCACCAUCAGGCAACAUCUGGAUCACCUCGCAUCCGCGCGGGAAACAGGGUGAAGGGGAGACGAGCCACCCAAAUAUUAUCCUCCCCUCAUCCCUUUUGAUCACACCGGAGCUGGAAGGCGCAUCAUCAUCAUCAUCAUCAUCAUCAUCACCACCACCACCGGGGGGGGGAUCCCUUUUGCUGCGGAGUAUCAUCAUCAUCACCAUCACAGGGGCUGAGAACUGGACCGGAGGAGUGCCGGGCGGAAAAGAGGAAAAACUUUUGCUCCAAAGAUGCGGAGGCUUGCACAGGACCCCUGCCUGAUCUGCCUGUGAGAUGGUCUUUUUUCCUCAACUUCCCAUGGAUCUGUCGUGUCUGCUGCCUCCGAGCAGGGAGAGGGGAAAGGAGGCGGAGAGGGGGAGAAAGGAGGUAGCGGCGGGGAAGCAUCGCUGCUGAAGUGUUACCGGCGUUUGUGCUCCUCUGCCGAAGAAGCAUUGUAUCGCCCCCCCCCUCCCCUCCACUCCCCUCUUUUGCUCUCCUCAUCCGACCGGCGGGGAGCCUGAAGGAUACAGACAGAGAGCUAAACACAGUGCUGAGGGCAGAGAAACAGGAAUAGAGAGAGAGAGACAAUUGGAGAGAAGAAGUUUCGGGGGGACAAUGGAGCAGCAGGAGUUCAAGUUGGAUGACAGCAGAGAGUGCAGGCUGUAGGCUGGCAACAUGGCCAUACCCAGGAGACCACCUCCUCCCUCUCCUCGGUCUCCGCUCUUCCUCCUGCUCCUCCUCCUCCUGCUCCUCAUCUCCUCCCCGCUGCCCCUGCAGGCCCGGCCGCUCCUCCUCCACCCGUCCAUCAACGUGGCGGUGGUGUUCAGCGGCUCCAGCUACCAGAACGAGGUCAGGGGUCGCCUCAGCGGGGAGAACUUUGUGGACCUGCCCGUGGUGGUCAGCCCCGUGACGGUGCUGGUCAACGACACCAACCCGCGCGACCUGCUGACGCGCCUGUGUGACACCAUGGCGAUGGAGAAGCUGCACGCCGUGGUGUUUGAGGAUGAUGUGGGCUCAGGUGCCGGCGUUCAGGUGGCAGAGGUGGCACAGAUCCUGGACUUCCUCUCCACCCAGACAGCGCUGCCAAUCGUGGGCGUCAGCGGCGGCUCUGCGGUUGUCAUACCAUACAAGGCAGAAGGUUCCUCCUUCCUGCAGAUGGGGGCGUCUCUGGAGCAGCAGAUCCUCUGCAUGUUCAAGCUCAUGGAGGAGUAUGACUGGGGCGCGUUUGCGGUGAUCACCAGCUUGCUGCCGGGAUACGACACCUUUGUGGACAUAGUUGAGGCCUACACGGACACGUCCUAUUUCCUGUGGAAUCUACAGGAUGUUUUAACCCUGGAAAUGUCUGUUGGGUCAAACGACGGGAAGACCAAGCGCAUGCUGCAGCAGUUGGACUCGCAGGUCCUGCUGGCGUACUGCUCCCACGAGGAGGCGCAGUACCUGUUCCGUCAGGCCGCCGAGGUGGGCCUGCUGGGGCCGGGCUACAUCUGGAUCCUCCCCAGCCUGGCCGUGGGCAACCCCGACAGCCCCCCGCCCGACGGCUUCCCCGUCGGCGUGAUCGGCGUGAUCACGGACCAGUGGAGGAAGAGCCUGCGGCAGCGGGUGAGGGAGGGCGUCGCCAUCACCGCCAAAGGGGCCGAGAGCUUCAAGAAGCAGCACGGCUUCAUCCCCGAGGGACACGGCGACUGCAGCAAGCUCGCCAAGCACUCGGACAACAACACUCUGUUCAGGCACAUGAUGAACGUGACGUGGGAACGGAGAGAUCUGUCGUUCAACAGCCAGGGCUUCCUCUCCAACCCCUCCAUGAUCAUCGUCGCUCUGGACCGGGAGCGGCUCUGGGACAAGGUGGGUACGUACGCCCGGGGGAUCCUCCAGGUGCGCUACCCCGUCUGGCCCCGGUACGGCAGCUUCCUGGAGCAGGUGUCCGACGACCGCCACCUGACCGUGGCGACGCUGGAGGAGCAUCCCUUCGUCAUGGUGGAGAACGUGGACCCGGGCACCGGCACGUGCGUCCGCAACACGGUGCCCUGCAGGCGCCAGUCCAACCGCACGGAGAGUGUUAUUGGCCAAGCGGAGUCCUACACCAAACUGUGCUGCAAGGGCUUCUGCAUUGACAUCCUGAAGAAGCUGUCGCGCACCAUCAAGUUCUCCUAUGACCUCUACCUGGUCACCAACGGAAAACACGGCAAGCUGGUCCGCGGAACCUGGAACGGCAUGAUUGGGGAGGUUGUGUACAGGCGAGCUGACAUGGCCAUCGGCUCCCUCACCAUCAACGAGGAGCGUUCGGAAAUCAUCGACUUCUCGGUGCCGUUCGUGGAGACGGGCAUCAGCGUCAUGGUAGCCCGCAGCAACGGCACAGUUUCCCCAUCUGCCUUUCUCGAGCCCUACAGCCCAGCAGUUUGGGUCAUGAUGUUCGUGAUGUGCCUGACCGUCGUGGCGGUGACAGUUUUCGUGUUCGAGUACCUCAGUCCGGUUGGCUACAAUCGCAGUUUGGUGAGCGCCAAAGAUCCCGGCGGUCCAACGUUCACCAUCGGGAAGUCGGUGUGGCUCUUGUGGGGCAUCGUCUUCAACAACUCGGUGCCCAUCGAGAACCCCAAAGGCACAACCAGCAAGAUCAUGGUGCUGGUGUGGGCCUUCUUCGCCGUCAUCUUCCUGGCCUCCUACACCGCCAACCUGGCCGCCUUCAUGAUCCAGGAGCAGUACAUCGACACGGUGUCCGGCCUCUCCGACAAGAAGUUCCAGAAACCACACGAGCAUUACCCUCCUUUUCGCUUCGGGACGGUCCCGAACGGGAGCACGGAGAGGAACAUCCGCAGCAACUAUCCCGACAUGCACACACACAUGAUGAAAUACAACCAGAAGGGGGUGGAGGAAGCCCUAGAAAGCCUCAAAAACGGGAAGCUGGACGCCUUCAUCUACGACGCUGCAGUUUUGAACUACAUGGCCGGGAAAGAUGAGGGCUGCAAGCUGGUGACCAUCGGCAGCGGCAAAGUGUUCGCCACCACGGGGUACGGCAUCGCUCUGCAGAAGGACUCCCGCUGGAAGAGGCUUAUUGACCUGGCGCUGCUGCAGUUCCUCGGAGAUGGAGACACCCAGCGCUUGGAGACAGUGUGGCUGUCGGGCAUCUGCCAGAACGAGAAGAACGAAGUGAUGAGCAGCAAGCUGGACAUCGACAACAUGGCGGGCGUCUUCUACAUGCUGCUGGUGGCCAUGGGCCUCAGCCUGCUGGUCUUCGCCUGGGAACACCUGCUCUACUGGAAACUGCGGCACUCCCUCCACAAGUCCCACAAACUGGAAUUCAUGUUGGCCAUCAGUAGGGGUAUUUACAGUUGCUUCAAAGGAGUGGAGGAAACAGGGCAUUCAUCUGGUUUGGCAAAACCUGACCUGACCUCCAACUACGCUCAAGCAAACAUGCUGAAGAUGCUCCGUACAGCCAAGGACCUGGUCUCCACUGCCAACGUUGAGAGCUCCCUGGACAACGCCACCAAGACUAUACAGCACUUGAGCCGUCAUGGCGGCAGCCUGCCUGUUCGCGUUCCACAAGUCGCCACUGAGGCGGUACCUGGAGGAUUUGCUUAUGUUACUGAGAAUCACUUAUCCCUCCCCCAGCGCUCACUGACCCCACCUCUGACUGCUGUUAACUCUCUGAAACUGCAGAGGGGUGUGACCAGGCCCACGCCACUCCGCUACACUAUGCCCACUCGCUCUACUUCCUGUCUGUAUGACCGUCCACUUCCUGUAUCCAGCCUCAGCAGCCCCCAUCUGGCCGUGGGUGACCCCCUCCCCCAUCAGCACCCGCACCACUACCAGACCACGGGGAGACUUUACGUAGACAACCAUCCUCACUCGCCCUUCACCCCUUACGCCGACCUCCAACUACCUGACAUCUACAGCUCUCAUCCGGUCUCCUCGCCUCAAAACCAGCACAUCCCGGCGGGCUUCUCCCGAAGGAAAAGGAGGUCCAAGAGUUUCCAGUGUGAGGACAUGGAUGUGGAGAGGAGAAAACACAGGGACCAGGAAAUGAGUAACAUAACUCCUGUCUGCCUGAGUGAGCUGAAAGCCAACCACCUCCAAGACAACCACAUCUCUGCCCCCAGCGUUGAUAGCAUCUACACAGGGGAAGUCAUGGGUCCUCCAGUAGACAACUACAGCUCCUGGCCGCCAGAAGACCUUGUGAUGAGAGGGAGACGCAGGCACCGCCGCCCCUCUUUCCUUAAAGCGACUUGGGGCAGCGAGCAAAUCCGGCAGCGCGAAGAAUCCCAGUCAUCCCUGUCCAGCCAAUCACCUUCAACCUUGCCAGACCUGUUCCCAUGCAUUGUUACAACAACCACACCUGGCAAGGCCUACAACCCCGCCAACCUACGAAACAACCUGUGCCUCCCACGGAAUCAGGCCUACCUCCACAUUAGGGAGGACCAGAGGAGGCCCAAUGGGCGUAAGGGCCAGCGGCUGCGCUACUCCCACUCCGCCCACCUCCCCACAUAUGGAGAAGCAGUUCGACAUGGGACUGGGUUGGGGCGGGGGAUGGUACGGAGAGCCACCAGCUUGCUCAGCAGACAGUACGCCCACUACCUGAACUCAUAUCCAGGACUACCCCUCUACCACGGCCCCCUGGACCUGCAGCACCACAGCCAGGCCUCCAGCAGCGCCAGCCCAGUGUGUCAGCUGCUGGCCUGUGGAGGCGGGCGAUGUGGGAGCCAGCGGGCACUACUGUACCAGGACAGUGUCUAUGGGGCCUACGGGGUCUAUCAGGGGUCCCAAACUGGAUUAGAGGCCAAGGCAUGUCAGGGAGUAGGGGGCCAGCCUGCAGGGAGCCCCUGCAUUCUUCGCCCAUGGCGGCGGGUGUCCAGCCUGGAGUCUGAGGUCUGAUGGGAAACUAAAGGGACCUAAUAAGAUGGAUACUGUACGAGUUCCUGAACGAGACCACUGUGGAGAGUGUGUAGUGGUUCGAUUAAUGACACAGGGAAAAAAAUAUGACUUGAAGUAAGUGGUGAUUUUCUAUGUGACUUUGUGUGGUAAGAAAAAAAAGGUUUGGGUCUGCACAUUUCAAAAGACUAGGGCUGAUUAAAUGUACACCGCAGUGGGAUCAGAAGACUACACCGUUAUUCAUUUAUCUCCAGGAAAGCUGUGGAAAGCUGGAGUCGUCCGGUUUUACUCCCUGCUUUCAUACGACAACGCUUCUGUGUUUUUCUGUGCUUUAAUGUGCACUAAGAUUUACAACAGUCCACAGUGUUGCGCAUGGACCGUGCCUGCGUUUUGUGUGUAUUUUAUCGUGGAUGGUUGGAAUUCGGUCUUGGGUGUCGUUGAGUAGAUGAAUGUUUACAGCUUGGGGGGAAAUAACAGAAGGACAUAUGGAAUUGUCUCUUUAAAUAUAGCCACCAAAACACAAGCAGCAGCCAUUGUAGCAAGAUUUUUCGUGAAGACAAGAGGAGUUUAAAUCCAAAGUGAGACAUCCAAUAUACAAACAUUUUGACUCUGGACAAAGAAGAGCAGCAGUUUUUCUAGAAUGAAAUAUUCACUUUGAGACAUCCAUCUAUGAAUUUCAGGUAACUUCUUUGAGUAUUCACGAUGUUUUGGAGCUAAACCUUUCGCGUCUUCAUUUAGUGAGGAGUCAGAGGAAGCAGAGACUUUGUGAACGCAGUCCAUAUGAACACAAUCUGCAAAAGAUGAUGAAAGUAUUGGGACAGCAUUGACCAGCACUAGGUGUCUUAAACCUUGGACUCUUCCUUACUGGGUCUCAGCGGGAGGCCACAGUGCAGCACAACAUCACACAGGGCCUCACGAUAAAUAAAUUCUGUAUUCUAAGUACUAUAUCGAUAUAUGUAAGAUGUGUUAUUUGGGGCUGGUUCGUGUCAUAUUCAUGUACUCUUCAUAUGAUAGGAAUUUAUAGUCACUUUUAAAAUUUUCUAAUUACACUUCUGCCACUGAUUUUUUUUUUUGAAAAGCUAUUGCUGAUUUACUGGAAUAUUUGUUAUUACUGUAUUAUUAACUCUAUCAGUUGGCCUAUAUUAAGAUUUUCAUCACUCUCUCUUUUCCACUCUUUUAUAUUCCCUCAUCACUCCCUCUUUUCCCCCCAUUCCCCUUAACUGUUUAAUGAUUGAAUUUAAAUUAGGUAAUUGAAAGCUAUUCUAGUAAUUAUAUUACCUGGCUCCCCUUACCCUGUAAUGAAUCACCUAGACCAAUUAAAAAGCCUUUUUGGAUGAA
Scophthalmus maximus (turbot) is the source of this 6495-nucleotide messenger RNA. RefSeq names its product glutamate receptor ionotropic, NMDA 2C-like. Bases 970 to 5160 code for a protein of 1396 amino acids. Lineage: Eukaryota; Metazoa; Chordata; Actinopteri; Pleuronectiformes; Scophthalmidae. The record is from RefSeq and is a predicted model, not a curated record. Gene Ontology annotation, cellular component: plasma membrane; NMDA selective glutamate receptor complex; postsynaptic membrane. Gene Ontology annotation, biological process: long-term synaptic potentiation; monoatomic ion transport; excitatory postsynaptic potential. The transcript is spliced from 17 exons. Gene Ontology annotation, molecular function: transmitter-gated monoatomic ion channel activity involved in regulation of postsynaptic membrane potential; NMDA glutamate receptor activity.